Molecule: messenger RNA, 675 nt
Organism: Vigna radiata var. radiata (mung bean)
Lineage: Eukaryota; Viridiplantae; Streptophyta; Magnoliopsida; Fabales; Fabaceae
Product: E3 ubiquitin-protein ligase RNF4-like
Exons: 6
Coding region: 23-559 (178 amino acids)
Source: RefSeq, a predicted model, not a curated record
CUCACACUCUCUUACUGUGAAGAUGAGUUCACGAUCUUUGAGGGGAAGUCGUCAGAGGAAGAUGUUGCAGCUGGACCUGAACAUGGUGCCACCAUUAGAGGACAACAGUGUCCAAAUUGAUAUUGAUCCAAAUCAGGAUGAUACAGAUGAUGAUGAUGUGGUUGAACUGUCACCAACUACAUUUGCUCAGACUCGGAGCAAUCAGAAGAGGAAGAUUCACAGGAGGAGCAUUUAUGAUAUAGAUGAUGAGACUGGAGAAUUGCCGAAAGAGAUAGUAAUUGACGGAAAGGUCUAUAGAACUGUGGAAACUGGUAGCAGUUCUACGGAAGAAAAUGAGAAGAAGACAGCUGAACCUCCUGAACCUCCUAAGAAGCCGCCUGCACUUGACUGUCCAAUAUGCAUGGCUGCUUUUGAAGAACCAAUGUCUACGAGGUGUGGUCAUAUCUUUUGUAGGGGUUGCAUUAACCCUGCAAUAGCUGCACAGGGUAAAUGCCCUACCUGCAGAAAGAAGGUUACGAAGAACCAACUCAUAAGGGUGUUUCUUCCAUCUCUUAGUUAAAGGGGAUCUCCGUGGCCAAGUCUAAUUGAGGAGAAUCACAAAUACAAAAGUGUAAUCUCCAGAUUUUUUUUAGUGGCUGCUUUAUAUUUGUUGUGGCAAAAGCCUAUUGAUUUUCU